AUGAAUGAAUCAAAGAGAGAUGAUAGUGAUGACGAUAUUCUUCGUCUUACACUUACACAUAAGGCAAUUGCAAUAUUUUUAUACAGUAUGAUGAGUAUUAUAGCAAUUUGUGGUAAUUUUCUGAUUGUAUUAGUUAUUGUACACUUUCCACGUUUACGUACAGCAACAAAUAUUCUCAUAUUGAAUUUGGCAAUCGCCGAUUUAAUGAUAAGUUUUUUAUGUAUGCCAUUUUCCUAUUGGCAUGUUAUUAUUUUUACUGAUCAACGUUGGAUAUUUGGUUCAAUUUUUUGUAAAUUAUUGGCAUUUCUACAAGCGACUGCUGUAUUUCUUAGUUCAUGGACUUUAGUUGCUAUAAGGUUGGUUUAA
Messenger RNA from Dracunculus medinensis (Guinea worm), 366 nucleotides. The record is from the annotation of a GenBank genome assembly. NCBI's taxonomy places the organism in Eukaryota, Metazoa, Nematoda, Chromadorea, Rhabditida, Dracunculidae.